This is a messenger RNA of Sturnus vulgaris (Common starling), 1040 nucleotides long. It is a transcript of the gene POLR1F, whose product is annotated as RNA polymerase I subunit F. Lineage: Eukaryota; Metazoa; Chordata; Aves; Passeriformes; Sturnidae. Gene Ontology annotation, cellular component: RNA polymerase I complex. The record is from RefSeq and is a predicted model, not a curated record. Gene Ontology annotation, biological process: transcription elongation by RNA polymerase I; DNA-templated transcription initiation; DNA-templated transcription.
AUGGCCGUGCCGCGGGAGCCGCCGCCCGCCCCGGCGCUGCCGCCCCCCGCCGCCGCCGCCCCGUCUCUGGGCGCGGCCCGGGCGCUGGCGGCGCGGCGCCACUCGUGCCUGGUGGCGGCGGCGCACCGGCGACACGUGGCGCUGCCCCCGCGCUUCCUGGGCCGCAAGCGCUCCGGCAUCCGCGCGCAGCUGGACGCCGAGCUCCUGCGCUACUCCGAGAGCCUGCAGGGUGUGCCCGUGGCUUACGACAACAUCAAAGUGGUGGGAGAGCUCGGCGACAUCUACGACGACCAGGGAUUCAUCCACCUGAACAUCGAGGCCGACUUCAUCAUCUUCAGCCCCAAGAAGGGGAAGAAGCUGGUGGGUGUAAUUAAUAAAGUGGCCCCUAGUCAUAUUGGCUGCCUCAUACAUGGAUGCUUCAAUGCCUCUAUCCCUAAGCCUGAACAAAUGUCUAUUGUACAGUGGCAAGAGCUGGGAUUUAAAAUAGGGGAUGAACUGAAAUUUCAAGUGUUGCACUUGGAUUUUGAUACUGCUGGGGUGUUCUUCAUUCGAGGAGGACUCACUAAAAGCAGCAUGCGGCCCAAAAAAUCUAACACAGUCGCUGAAACUACAAAUGGGGACGAAAUUCAAAAGCUUGACCAGCAGGAAAAUGGCUUGAAUGACUGUGGGCAAGAUAAUGUCACAGAAGAGCCUUUAAAUGAGACGAGUAACCUUGGGAGGGAAAAUGAAGAAGAGCAAAGUGUUGAUGUGGUGAAUGGAGUAUGUGAUGAUAAAAAGAAGAAGAAGAAAAAGAAAAAGGACAAGCAAGGAGAACAGGAACUUGUAUUGCCUACCAGUGACUCUAGUGGUUACCAAAGUGACCAUAAAAAGUCAAAGAAAAAGAAAAGAAAACAUUGUGAUGAAGUUGAAGAAAGUGAGUUAUCUCAGUUGUCAGAAAAACCCAAAGCAAAAAAGAAAAAGACGAAAGUCUGAAGUGCCUUUCCUGUGUUACAUUUCAGACGGUUUUGAUAAGUUUCAAUAAAACCCUGUUUUCAAAAUGG